Elgaria multicarinata webbii is the source of this 2761-nucleotide messenger RNA. RefSeq names its product LIM and cysteine rich domains 1 (gene LMCD1). Gene Ontology annotation, molecular function: zinc ion binding; transcription corepressor activity. The record is from RefSeq and is a predicted model, not a curated record. The transcript has 6 exons. Gene Ontology annotation, cellular component: nucleus. The coding region runs from base 281 to 1279 and encodes 332 amino acids. Lineage: Eukaryota; Metazoa; Chordata; Lepidosauria; Squamata; Anguidae.
UAUGUUCCAAGACAGAAGUAGAAUCAUAACCGAACAGAAACAAAAGCACUUGGAUCCAGCAUCCAAUCCCUCUGGACUGGAUUCUGGCCCUCAUAGCUAUGGAUGGAAAAGGGACUGACUUUCAAUACAGUGGCCUUUCACCUUUUAAGCAACAGUGGAUUGUUGUGUAUCUCCACCCACCCACCCUGGCAGCCCCCCAUGAACACCUGCAAGAUUUAGGGAGGUGUCAAUUAGCCAGCAACCAUCUGGAAAGGGUGUGCCUUGUUUAAAAUGCAGAGGGAUGUGCACUGGCUUUGAGCCACAUUCUUGGAGGAAAAUAUGCAAGUCAUGCAAAUGCAGCCAGGAAGAUCACAGCCUGAGCUCUGAUGCAGAAGACGAUCGGAAAAUUGGCCGCUUGCUCUCUGAUUCGAAAUAUUCUUCUCUAACUGCCCGGGUGAAAGGAAGCGAUGGAGUUCGCAUCUAUAAAAGGAACCGCAUGAUAAUCACUAAUCCUAUAGUGUCUCGGAAAGAUCCAACUUUUGACACUAUUACAUAUGAAUGGGCUCCACCUGGAUUGACUCAGAAGCUGGCUACUCAGUACAUGGAACUGAUUUCAAAAGAAAUGCAGCCAGUGGCUGGUACAGAAGGUGCUUAUUAUCGUCGCAGGAGGUUGAUGAGACAGCUCCCUAUUUAUGACCAGGACCCUUCCCACUGCCGGGGUCUUCUGGAAAGUGAAAUAAAGUUCAUGGAAGACUUUGUAAAGAAAUAUAAAAAUGAAGCUCUUGGUGUUGGAGAAGUUGCCCUGCCAGGCCAAGGGGGCAUCACCAAAGUGGAAGGGAAGCAACCUGACAAAAACGUUCCUGCAAGUAAGGAAGCCGUUUCAACCAAUGGAACUCUGGGUGAUGUACCAAAAGAACACGAAUUGUUCUGUGAGCUCUGCAAGCAUGUCCUCCCCAUAGACUGCCCCGUGGUCUACGCAGACAGAGCCAGCUAUGAUCACCAGUGGCAUCCUGCCUGCUUUGUGUGCUCCAAGUGCUCCGAACCACUCGUUGAUCUGAUCUACUUCUGGAAUAACAGGGACAUCUGCUGUGGACGCCAUUACUGUGAGAGCAUCAGGCCACGUUGUGCAGCCUGUGAUGAGAUAAUAUUUUCUGAGGAUUACCAGCAAGUGGAAGGCCUCACCUGGCACAAACAACACUUCACCUGCCUGGGCUGCGAGACCUUGCUGACUGGCAAGCCAUUCAUUCUGGAGGCAACCAAUCUGCUGUGUACAACUUGCAGUAAAAACAAGAAUCCUUAAACUGCAUAUUUCACAGCCCAAAGUUUUGUUUUCUGACUCAGCCCAGAUUUUAAUCAGUGGGACAAAAGGGGUGGGGAGGGGGGCAUUAAGCAAAGAAAGUCACUUCAUGUUGGAUUCCGAGAACCCUGGUUAUUCACAAUCAAUUAUAGGAAAUGAGAUUGGAAAUGGUAACAUGGUAGGAAACACAUUGGGGUGAAGUGUAGAGAAUUGGAAAUGUUCUAGCUCUUUUAGAGACGUUCAAUAUCACUAAAUGUACUGGAAACCGGGCUCCAUGGUCAGUUAUUCAGCAGCAGCAAAUUGCAAAAACAACUAAUUCAGGAUGUCUAGAAACAUGCAGUAUUCUUCCUUUUGCUGUUAGGUCUUGCUACUUUUUUUUGUUACAAAGGUGCUACAUUUGUUAAACCAUCACACACUAAGUACAGCCAAAUUACUGGCUUUAACGGAGCUAUUGUUUUAGGAAUGAUAUAGGUGGGAAAACAUAUAUAACCAUUACAUUCACGAGAGGGGUCCCACCAUGCCUGCUUCUGUUGGUUGUAAGGACUCACUCCUCAGAUGUAAGGUAAUAACAGAAGUUGUUUUUUCCCCAUUAAAUCAUUACAGUUUGAAUACAGUUAGACCCCUAUACUAACAGACACCUUAAGCACAUGAAGACAGAAUGGCUUGUGCAAGACAAUUGGAAUUGAUGGAUAUUGCAACUGGCAUUCAAAAAAUUCUAGCUCUAGUUAAAGCAAUAUGUGUGUUUAAGAGGCUUUCUUGAGAUAGAUAAAUAGUUUGGAUUAUGAUGUUUGUCUGCCCCAAUCCUUUCAUUUCUGGCACCUAGUAGAGCAUAAUGCUCCACUUUCAUAAAUGUAAAAAUCUCCCAUGUAGAGCAGUCCUAUUAUCAACAGUCACAUAGAGGAAGUAAUGGAUAGUGGCUCUGUGCACACCAAUGCCUUCAUCCUCUGGAAGCUCCACUCAAUUUCUCUCCUUCAGAAUAUGAGGAAAAAAUCAUGUGAGAUCAAGUACCAACAUUAACACCUUGGCUUAUAUGUUACCACACCCUGCAAUGUAGCUGUGGGAGCAGGGCAAGUUCAUGCGGGUAAUUUAUAAACAUAUGAACCACCACUUGGCCUAGUCCAGGAGUGGGUAAACUGGGACCCUUCCAAUAGUCAAAUAACAUCUGGAGGGCAACAGGCUACUCACCCCAGAUCUAGUCCAUUAUUAUUUUAGUCUCAAAAAAUGGAUCUCAACAGAGAGGUGGAGACCUUCAUAUCCUUCUGGUUUCUUUGUUUAAUUACAAAAUUUUGCCCAGCAUUUGUGAUGGGGCUCUUGUCAGUCUAAACUGUAGGAGCUUUUAAAGAAUCACCCAGUGGAAAUGAACUAUGUUAACUUCAUCUUAGGUGCAUCCAUAACAUAUCGACAGGUGGGCACUGGCCAUCAUGAUAAUGAUACUUUGAAACAUUUAAAGUCUAACCAGUUCAUGUUCUUUCUUUCUUUCUUUCU